Malania oleifera is the source of this 1253-nucleotide messenger RNA. RefSeq names its product rhomboid-like protein 11, chloroplastic. Gene Ontology annotation, molecular function: serine-type endopeptidase activity. The transcript has 7 exons. Bases 99 to 1019 code for a protein of 306 amino acids. Lineage: Eukaryota; Viridiplantae; Streptophyta; Magnoliopsida; Santalales; Ximeniaceae. Gene Ontology annotation, cellular component: membrane. The record is from RefSeq and is a predicted model, not a curated record.
AUCUCAGCACAGGCCCAUAAAAUAUAUUGUGCAGAUAUGGGCGUUUGCAUUGCCCGCGUCUCUUUCUACUAAACAGCUUACCACCUGCAGCAAAGGCCAUGGGGCAAUUUCAGCACUUCCUGACGCUCACACUGACACCUCCUGCUAAACCCAUGCCCAUGCCUGUGCAAAUGCCUUCUUCUUCUUCUUCUUCUUCUUCUUCUUCUUUCUUUCACCCUCGCUUUAGGCUGCUCUCGAAAUCACCUUUUGCUUCCCAUCCACUCGCCACACGGGCCAACAAGUUUCUUUCUCCUUCUCUCGAAUCUCUCCCGGGCGCUCGAUCCCGUUUCGUCUGCAUGAUGAAUGGAUCAGAUAUGAUUUCACAGCUGGAACUUGGGAAACCAGAGGAAAAACAGAAACCAAAGAAGCAUGUGAAUGGGAUAUUUUGGAUCCUGCUUCUUAAUCUUGGUAUAUAUGUGGCAGAUCACUUGUUUCAGUUUCGGGGCAUCAAAAUCCUAUAUUUGUAUCAUAAUUGGCCUGCAUGGUACCAAUUUGUGACAGCAACAUUCUGCCAUGCUAAUUGGAACCAUCUUUCCAGCAAUCUUUUCUUCUUGUAUAUAUUUGGAAAGCUUGUUGAAGAGGAGGAAGGAAACUUUGCUUUGUGGAUUUCUUAUAUUCUAACAGGCGCUGGAGCAAACCUUGUUUCAUGGCUGGUCCUACCAAGAAAUGCUGUUUCUGUUGGAGCCUCUGGCGCCGUUUUUGGAUUGUUUGCAGUUAGUGUCCUUGUUAAGAUGUCUUGGGACUGGAGGAAGAUUCUUGAAGUGCUUAUAUUAGGCCAAUUUGUUAUAGAGAAGGUGAUGGAAGCAGCCCAAGCAUCAACUGGAUUGUCAGCCCCUUUUGCCUUGCAGAGUGUAAAUCACAUUGCGCAUCUCUCUGGAGCUCUUAUUGGGGUAGUUUUGGUAUGGCUUCUCAGCAGAAUUCCUUCUCAACCCUCGGACCAAGAAAUCUCAACAAUACAUAGAAAAACAAAGAAAUUUUAGACACAUUUAGGUUUAUUUAUUGAAGCAACGAGUCUAUAUUGAAGGAUCUGCUAUUUUAUUUGCAUGCAAUGUGUAACUUGUUCAAAUUUCUACCUAAUGUGUAAAUUGUUCAAAUCUUGUAUCUCAAGGUAUAAGUGGCUCCAUAAAAUGGCCUACUUAGAGUUUCUGAUAAACUUGUAAUCAAGUGGAAGUUGCAAAGGCGAUGAUGAAACAGAGACGAGUUUAUGACUUUCA